Poeciliopsis prolifica (blackstripe livebearer) is the source of this 1261-nucleotide messenger RNA. Its product is annotated as cyclin-dependent kinase 5 activator 2-like. Gene Ontology annotation, cellular component: protein kinase 5 complex; cytoplasm. Gene Ontology annotation, molecular function: cyclin-dependent protein serine/threonine kinase activator activity; protein kinase binding. The transcript is spliced from 3 exons. NCBI's taxonomy places the organism in Eukaryota, Metazoa, Chordata, Actinopteri, Cyprinodontiformes, Poeciliidae. The coding region runs from base 41 to 868 and encodes 275 amino acids. Gene Ontology annotation, biological process: activation of protein kinase activity; positive regulation of cyclin-dependent protein serine/threonine kinase activity; brain development. The record is from RefSeq and is a predicted model, not a curated record.
UGGAUGCUGCGGCUCUGCGGCGGCUCUCUGCGGCGUCGCCAUGGGAACGCUGCUGUCUCUGCCUCCCGGCUGCCGAUCCGCUGCGGCGGCGGCUUUGAAGGAGCCGCCGGAGGUUCCUGAUGAUGAGGAGGAGAAGAAGACACGCUCUGUGCUGCUGCAGGCGCUGCGCUGCAGGAAGCGGCUGGCGGCGUUGGGCUCCAGGGGGAAGUCGGCCCCUAAGGGCCCCAAGGUCAGAGCGCGGCCCUGGCAGGAGGAGCAGAUGUGCAUCAGGAGGCUGGUGGUUCAGGCCUCCACAGGCGAGCUUCUCCGCUGUCUGUCCGACUUCCUGCGCCGGCGCUGCGUCAAGCUGAAGGAGUUUCCGUCCAAUCGGAUCGUCGUCUGGCUGAGGAACGUGGAGCGAGCGCUGCUGCUGCAGGGCUGGCAGCAUCGGGGCUUCCUCAGCCCGGCCAGCCUCGUCUUCGUCUACCUGCUCUGCAGAGACGCGGUGGACGAGGACACGGCCUCGGAGCAGGAGCUCCACGCCACCUUCCUCACCUGUCUCUACCUGGCCUACUGUUACCUGGGCAACGAGAUCUCUUACCCCAUGAAGCCGUUCCUGGUGGAGUCCAGCCGCGACGUCUUCUGGGAGCGAGCGCUGGAGGUCAUUGAGCAUCUGAGCGCCGACAUGCUGCGCCUCAACACCGAACCGCGAUUCUUCACCGAGGUUUUCCAGGACCUGAAGAGACACAGCGCCGGCGGCGGCGGCAGCAGCAGCGGCGGCGGGAGCGGCAGCAGCAGUGGGAACAGCAGCAGUGGGGACGGCGGCAGUGGGGACGGCGGCAGCAGGACCCAUAGGACAGAGAACCGAAGGAUGGACGACCUGGACUGAAAGACCCGCAUGGGCUGAUGCAGCUUCCUAUUAAGGCUCUCUUGGCAACUAUAUCGGUACCGAACUCUCAGGACUGGUUUUGAUUCACCAGAACCUCCUCAGGUACGAAUAGGUCCAGAGAAGGCCUGGACGGAUCUGUCUCUGGGCUUCAGAACCGGACAGCAGGACACACCUCAUCCCCAGUAGAACCACUAGAUCCAGUUCGACUGAUGAUCAAAAUGCAACAUUUGCUACAUUUUCAGCUAGUUUGGUUCUUUCAAACUGAACUGGGUCAAACAAUCCAAACUAGCUGAAAACCUGUUCCCCUCCUGGCCUGUGGGGGCGCUGCACCAGGAACCCAACGGAAAGAUGUCAGAUUUGAUCUGCUUGGUGUUCACAUUCAUCCAAAGGAUU